Messenger RNA from Strigops habroptila (Kakapo), 5968 nucleotides. It is a transcript of the gene CEP295, whose product is annotated as centrosomal protein 295. Gene Ontology annotation, biological process: regulation of centriole replication. NCBI's taxonomy places the organism in Eukaryota, Metazoa, Chordata, Aves, Psittaciformes, Psittacidae. The record is from RefSeq and is a predicted model, not a curated record. The transcript is spliced from 29 exons. Gene Ontology annotation, cellular component: centrosome; centriole; cytosol. Bases 144 to 5648 code for a protein of 1834 amino acids.
GCAGAGGCCGGUCCCGCCGCGGCGCUCGGUUUCCCGCCGCGCCCGCAGCCAUUGGCUGCCGCAGGUGACGCGGCGGCGGUGGGGGGCGGCCGUUGGUGGCGGCCGUGAGGAGCGCGGAAGUUGAUUAUUCAGCCUUUCCAAAGAUGAAGAGGAAAGUUGUAAAAGCUGGGCAAUUGAGACUUAGUCCUAAUGAAGAAACCAUGCUGCUGAAAGAAGAAUAUGAAAGGAGAAGAAAGCUGAGGCUGCAGCAGGUUAGGGAGCAACAGAAGUAUAUUGCCUUGCAGAUAAGACAGAAGGUAAAGCAGAGGAGAGAAGAACAACUGCAUCGGUUAGAGGAGGCACUGAGAGCUGAGUGGCAGAAAGCACAGGAUGAAAAGAUGAAAGCCUUAGAAGAAUUUUAUUUAUCAAGCCUAAGAGCAAUUGGUGAGGGUCACCGACAAGCCAAGGAGAACGAACCUGACUUAGAAGCUCUGGCAAAACAAGCAGAGGAAAGGAAACAACGAGCAGAGAAGAGGCAUAGGAAAGCCUUGAAAGAGCAGAAGUACCAAAAAGAAAACUUACUUCGCGAGCAAGCCCGACGAACAAAUGCACGUAAACAUGCUCUCGAAGUAGAAAGACAAAGAGCAGCCAAAAUUGCAAGCCUGCCACCUCCUCCACCACAUCCUCUUGAGAAGUUUGAAGUGAAAAAGGCUCCUGCAGUGAAGCUCUAUAGUGCUGACAACUUUUCUGUUACACGUUACCAUAUUUCUGAACCUUAUGUGGACAGAGAAGUGGAUGGAGAGCAGCCAGAUGCUCGGUCAGCUGCUGAAGAAGAAGGAAAACGUUUGGAGGAACUGCAUAGGGAGACAGAAAGGGAGAGAAGAGAGCAGCUUGAAAAGGCACAUCUCCGAGGGAGUCAUGCCUUGAAGAAGGUCCAUUUGGCUCAGGACAGGGAAAGGCUACUGAAAGAACUUGAGCAACUGCAGAACAUGGAUCGGAUGCGCAGAAGACAGAUUGUCGCGCAGAUGCCACCUCAGCUUUUUGUGCCUCCAUACAAACGUAUGGAAAUAAAAGAAGAAUGGCAGAGAGAGUUGGAGUUUGCAUUCGAAGAUAUGUACAGUGAAGACAGGAAAAUGAAAGAAGAUCUCAUUUUGCAGUUUGAACCACAACCUCUGCCAGGCCCUUCUGAUAGACCUCACGAUAAUGAUCUUGAUAUCUCUUUGGAGCAAGAAUCUGCUUGUGAUGCUCAACCAGAAGAGAAGGUCCCCAGUGAAUCAGAAGAUCAUGAAGAAGCAAAAACUCGCCAACUUCAGUCAAAACUUGCCUUAAAGAAAUUGCUGAACAAGAUUAGAAGCCAAAAAGAGGAGUGGACGUCAAAAAGUGAGAAAGAUACUCAAAGUGAAGUUGAGACUAUUGAAUCAGGCACAAUUGCUAGUGAAGAGAGACCACUGUGCGAUUCAGAACUGAACUUUGAGCAACAGAAAAAUAUAGUUUGUGAAGCCAAAGACUCUGUGAAAACGUUGGAUAAGACAGUUGCUGCUGAAAAUUCAGUUCUAAUCCAUCCUCAAGAACAAGCAGCUAAAAUCAGAAUGCAAGAGAGACAAAAGUGGAACGAGCAAAUAGAGAAACAGAAGCAGGAACAACUGGCCUUGCUUCAGCAAAUUGAAGAAGAGAGAGCACGUUUGGAGGCUGAUCUUCUUAAGAUCCAAAUGCAAACCUGUUUGGAGAAGGCUAAGAAAAAGAAAGAGGAGGAAGAGCAAGGUCAGCUGGUGCAAAGCCACAGUGUUCCUUCUGCAGAGCAGCAGAACAAAGCAGAACAUGAGACUGGAAACACUUCGGUGUCAGAACCCAGGAGUGCUGGAGAAGACAGCCAUUUACAGGUGAUCCGUAAUUACCAACAACGCCUUCUGCAGCAAAAUAGGCUGCACAGACAGACCAUUGAAGAAGGUAGAAAGCAUCUACAGGAGUAUCAGAACAAACUGAAGCAAAGACACUUGUCUGCUGCAACACCUCCAUGCUCUGUGGACACAAAAUCAAUUCCUUUAAAGCCUGUCCCAGAACCACUUCUACAGAGGCAAGGAGUGCAACCCACACAGUGCCAGUCACCUGAACAAGUUCGUGCACAGGAGCAUGCACGGUUGCUACCUGUGUUUUCAGGAACAUCGUGUGUGUCAGAAAACUCAUCUUCACAGCAGCAUGAAGAGCAAAUGCAUAACAUUUGUCCUGGCAGACACGUGCAGUUUUCAGAAGCAUUGAAAUUGAAGCAUGGAGAGUUUCACUUGCCUUGUGGCCGUCCUUCACAAGAAGGAGUGGGAACAUUGGAAACCUCCAACAGUCGUGUCAGAGAACCACCUCAGUUCCAGUCACCAUCGGAGUUAGUCAUAAAAGAUGUCACUGCAGUAAGAACACAAUCAGAAGCACAAGUACAACAUGUUAGAUUUAUGUUGCCUGCAGAAGAUUCCUCUGAACCCUCAGAAGCAGCGCGCUUCAAAGAGUCACCUCAGAAGAUGUCUGACCAUCAAACAGAGACAGAAGCUGGAGGAGAGUCUCAUGUAGUUCAGGCAGCCCCAACUGAUUCUUUGGCAUAUCAGCAGGGAUCUGCAGACAGCACCAUCAGAACAAGCCUUGAACAACCCCUCAGUCAUUCUGAACCCAUGACUUUAUCUUGUGACAAAUCUAAAGCUCAGAGUAUUGGGGAAUUCUUGGUAUCAAAACCAGGAGAUGCAUCUUUGUUAAAUUAUUGUGGUAUCCUGAAUUUAAGGGACAGAGUGUUGGCCUCAUCAGAAAGCAUCCAAGCUCAGCAAAAGUAUUUGAAAGAAUUGCAAGAGCAGCUAGAUGCACAAAGAGAAGCUCUUCUUUCGAGACAGAAAAUACAAGAACAACUACUUUUACAGAAGCAAGAUAAACUGAAGGAACAGAUGCAGAGACAGCAAGAGGCUUUGAAAGAACUACUGAACAAGCAGGUGAGACAUACCCGCACGAGUGAAGAAAUGACAGAGGCACAAAAACCUGACUGGAUGAAUAGGACUGACUUUGUCGAAGUCUCAGAAAACUACCAGCAAGAGAAUUGUGGCAGGAGUAGAUUUCAUGGAAGUGAAAUGAUCUCACAGCACAUCGGUCCAGCUGAGCAGACUGAACAGACCGGAAAAGUUCUAUUUAAAGAACAGAAAUGGAGAUCUUCCAAACCACCUGUGGCAACAGUCAAGUUAGGGCUUGAUUUGGAACCACAUGAACUUAGUGUUAUACCAGAAGUAGACACACCGAAGAGUUGCAGCAUUUCUUUUGCAGGUAAAACAGAUUCUCUUGCUGGAGAAUCUUCUCCCAUUUCGACCACUGGGGAGUUUUCAUAUGUGAAAUGUUACAGUCACAAAGAAGGCAGGAGGUUACCUUUGAGCAUAACAAACUCUGAGGAACAAAUCUCCAGUGGAAGUCCAAGGCACAGUAGAUUAUUACAAGAGGUGCUGCUCCUGAAUGCUGAAAGUUCAUAUGAUUCAGCCCAGUCCCAGGAUUCUCAAGUGACUCAAGAUUCACCAGUUGUUGCUGCUGAAGUUGGAGAGGGAGUUACAGCACGUUCUGGACCAUCGUUCAGACUUGAUAAGACGGAAACACUUUCUAAAGCAGGAUCCACAAACUUAGGUUCAGAGGCAUUGUUGCAAGAAAUACCCUGUGACUUGUCAUCAACCAUUUCCACUGGAAGCUUUUUGACUAGUGAAGUGUUGGAUGUAAACCCUAUUGACCCUGGAUUGUCUUCUGAUAGUACGGAAGAUGGGAUUUCGAGAGAAACAGCAAAGCACCCAUGGAAGCCCUCAGUGCCUUUUACCUUGUGGCACAGGCAAGAGAAUUUGUCUGGGGCAUCUGAAACUCAGCUGCCUGAAGGAGAGAUGUACCCUGAUAGAGAAAGUCAGAUCUUGGAGAAAUCUACUGGAGACUUGAGCUCCUGCUUAGAGGACAAUACACGUUUCCAAGCUCUAACAGCUGAACUUGAUUUUCCUGAAAUGGAGAGACCUUUUCCAAACUUCCAUCACCAGUUCUUUCAGCCUUUGGAACCAAGUCUUGACUUUGAUACUUCCUCAUCCUGUUCUCAACACAGAAUUCCACAAGCCAGGAGAGAAUUUAGCAAGACUUCAAAAUUUUCAACUAAAAGUCAAGAUACUUCUACAUCUCUGGAAGUGAGAAACUCCAGUUUGACUGCACAAAGAAGCAGUUUGCCUUCUAGUCUGGAAACAACCAGGCCAACCAACAUUACACCAGAAGAACAGUCUGUUGAAGAAACCAUUACUCCAGGAUCUGAGGAAUCUUUUCACCCACUGCCAUUAGAAUGUACUCUGAGCAAUCACUGUCAGAACACUGAUCAGCCAGGGGACCUUAGUGCUGCGUUACAGAGAUCUUCUGAGCAAAGCCCUGCAAGGAGAAAGCGGGGCAAUGAGAACUGUAUUUCAUCUGCCAGAGAAUACGAAGAGCUGGUAAGAAAUAUGGAAUGUAUUGACCUCCAGUGUUCAAUGGAGGAUCUGCAAAAUGAAAGGCUGAAUCCACUGCAAGAGCAAGAACUUUACCAGCUAAAUACCACACCAGGUACAGUGGAUGAAGCUUUACCUCAGCACUUACUAAAAGAGACUGUGUCUGCUGAAAAAUCACCUGUGGAGGCACUGGAUAAGAAGUUUGUUAAGCUUCCUGAAAGAUCAGUCCAUGUACAUGAAGCAAAUAAAGCUGUGGAGAUGGAUUCUCAGUGCAAUAGAAGUAUAAAGGAUCAAAGCUUUCCAGACGAACAAAAAUGUUUGAGGAUUCCCAGAGAAAGCAACUUGGAAGACUCAGACAUCCAUUUCCAGGCUGUCAUACAACAGAGUGGUUCUCUCCUAGAAAGCCAUGAGAAACGCUCUCAUUCUGUGCCCAGAAGCUCUUGCUGUAUCCCGGUCUGGGAGACUGAGUCAGGUUGUGGUAUUAUGGAAGAGCCUGAGCUCACUCUGAUAAGCUCAAAUGACAUCAGUAUGGCAGAAUCAGACAUUGAACACAGUAACCGAGGGAAGAUUAAGGAGGAUGAAAGGAGUAGCCCAGCAGCUGUGGAUCAGUCUGAAUUUCAUGUUUUUACUGAGGAGAGAGAAUUUGUACCACUAGUUCCAGAUGCAGAUUAUUCGGUGUUUGCAAGGCCUGAGAGUUCUUCCAAAGCCCAAAGUCCUGGUGACCGUCACCUCCCAUCACGUCAGACUGCAGUGAUGGUGCUGGAGUUUGCGGCUACACCUGGAAGUCUGCAAGAAUCUUUCUUAAAACGGAAGCAGAGCUUCAUCCAGAAAUCCCUGAAAAGAGUAGAAGGAAUCAAAAAUAAAGAGAGAACAAAUGAGAAAGCAGAAGCCAGGCGGUUCCAAAGAGGGAAACCUGAGAAGUUAAGCAGGCAAAAGGAGUCUUCUCCUAUCCCUGGAAAAAAAGGUGCAGUUGCUAGUCAGUUGAAGAAAGGAAGAGAAGGGAAAGUGUCUUCUCCAGGGGACAGGAAGUCUGAAGAAACUGAAAUGCACCAGCGUACUUCCAGGCUUUAUAAUCAACUUGCAGAAGUAAAAAUGAGAAAGGAAGAAAAAACAAGGCAAGAAACUUAUGCUAAGAACAGAGAAAAGGCUAAAGAGUUUCAAAAGAAAAUGCUGGAAAAACUACGAGCCAAGAAGCCUGGGAAAGCACCGUGACCGGCUGAACACUUAACACUGCUGUCCUGGUAUGGUCCAGGAGCCUACUGAGUACUGCACUUACAUUAAGUUCAUUGUGGAGCCAUGAGGAAUCCUCAGCUUUAAGCUGUAGGAGGACUGUGUGUCAACAACCCCUCACCUUUUCCCAAGCUCCCUCCAGCAGCAGACUGACUACUGCUGUAACCAUGGUUUGUCUCCGAUCGAGCAGACACUGAAAAGCGUUUCUUGAGGGGCAUCUGUAUUUUAAAGAGCGAGCUUACUAACGGUUGUAAUAUACAUGUAUAAACCAUUUUCUAAUAAAGCUUUUUAAGAUGACUUGA